Messenger RNA from Fulvia fulva, 1527 nucleotides. Its product is annotated as Potassium transporter 5. Lineage: Eukaryota; Fungi; Ascomycota; Dothideomycetes; Mycosphaerellales; Mycosphaerellaceae. Gene Ontology annotation, cellular component: membrane. Bases 1 to 1527 code for a protein of 508 amino acids. The record is from RefSeq and is a predicted model, not a curated record. Gene Ontology annotation, molecular function: potassium ion transmembrane transporter activity. The transcript is spliced from 2 exons. Gene Ontology annotation, biological process: potassium ion transmembrane transport.
AUGGCGAACACGAACAUCCAAUUCCAGGAGCCACGACUCGAGCCAACUCGAUCUCGUCCAGGAAACCUUGUGACCUCCACAAGUGUAGAUUUUGACGACGGCAUCAUCUUCAGCCGCAGAGUCUCGAAUGCCACGCGCAUCUCGCGUGCACGCUCUAUCAACGCGAGCGACCUCGAUGACGACAACGAAGCUGGUCUCCGCCAUCCUGGCGACUUCAAGAAGAAGCAGACCUUCAAAGGCACGCAAUUGUUCCUCCUGGCCUACCAAAGCAUUGGUGUCAUCUACGGCGACAUUGGCACAUCACCACUCUAUGUCUUCUCCGGCGUCUUCACAGCGCCACCCUCCCGUCAAGAUGUGAUUGGCGUUCUGUCUUUAAUUCUCUGGUCUCUGAUUAUGAUAGUCACAAUCAAGUAUGUCUUCAUCAUUCUGAACGCGGACAACGAAGGCGAAGGUGGAACAUUCUCGUGCUACUCGCUACUGUCAAGAUACGCCAAUAUCACGCACCGAGAUGUGCGCGAAGAGCCAUUGGUCAAGAUGGAAAGAUAUCAGACAAGUGAGCUGCGUCCUGCGAACAGGCAGAUUCGCAAGACGGUGGAACAUAGCAAGACAUUCAAGGCUUUGCUGAAGAUCAUGGGGGUCUUUGCAGUCACGAUGGUCAUGUCCGAUGGAGUGCUAACUCCAGCUCAAUCUGUGCUUGGAGCUGUUCAAGGACUGAAUGUCAUUGUGCCCUCCAUAAGCAACGGUGCUGUGGUCGGCACGACCUGUGGUAUCCUGGUCCUGCUGUUCGUGAUCCAGCCCUUUGGUACUGGUAAGCUGGGAACGGUCUUUGCUCCGAUUGUGAUCAUCUGGCUAGGUCUCUUGGCAGCGUUUGGUAUCUACAACCUGGUGAACUACGAUGCGGGAGUCUUCGUCGCCUUCAACCCAGGGGAGGCAUUCAGGUACCUGGUCCGUCAUGGUGAAGAGGGCUGGCAUUCCCUUGGUGGAGUCCUUCUGGCUUUCACCGGAGUCGAGGCGCUUUUCGCAGAUCUGGGUGCUUUCAGCAUGCACGCUAUCCAGAUCAGUUGGCUCUGCUGGUGUCUGCCGUGCCUUUUGCUCACCUACAUCGGACAAGCGGCCUACUUGGCAGUCAAGCCGGAGGCAUACGCAUAUCCAGUCUUCGACACCGCUCCUCCCGACUGUCUGAUCUUGAGCAUGGUCUUCGCUAUAUUGGCCGCUAUUGUGGCAUCGCAGGCCAUCAUUACAGCCACGUUUCAGCUUAUCGCUCAGAUUGUCAAGUUGUCCUACUUCCCGCAGAUUCAGGUUAAACACACAUCGAAGACGGUGCACAGUCAGCUGUAUGUUCCUGUGGCCAACUACCUUUUGUGCAUUGGUACCGUCAUCAUCACAGCAGUGUUUCGAAACACCAACAGUCUUGGCCAAGCGUAUGGUGUCUGCGUUAUGUUCGUCACUUUCUUCGAUACGCAGAUGACCAGUCUGGCGGCCCUUCUUGUAUGGCGCUUGUCACCCUGGCUGGUGGCUGUGCCAUAG